AUGACGGUGCGACGUACUGAACGGCUCCCAGAGUUGCCCCAGUACCUCCACGAAGCAGGCUGGUCAGCAGACGGCAAUGUCAUUGCAUGCACCCAGCCUCGACGUGUGGCUGCUACAUCUGUCGCCCAGCGAGUUGCUACCGAAGUGGGCUCUGUCCUCGGUGACGAGGUGGGUUAUACCAUCCGCUUCGAAGACGUCAGCGACAAAGAAAGCACGCGCAUACUCUACAUGACUGACGGCAUGCUCUUCCGCGAGACCCUGGUCGACCCGCUGCUCAGCCGCUACAGCGUUAUCAUGAUCGAUGAAGCCCAUGAGCGAAGCAUAUACACGGACCUUAUGCUGGGCAUUUUGAAAAAAAUUCGUCGGAAACGGCCAUCACUGAGACUCAUUGUAUCCUCCGCAACCCUUGACGCGACUUCCUUCCUCGACUAUUUCACUGCAGGUAACUCUCCCGACGAGGCUACCAUCCUAGCCCACCUCCAAGAGCCUACCCCGGACUACGUCCGCAAAGCUGCAGAGGUUGUCUGGAAUAUUCACUUGCAGCAAGGUAGUGGGGACAUCCUCGUGUUCUUGACCGGCCGUGAAGAGAUCGAUCGCUGUUUAGAAGAGCUUGCCGAGAUGCUUCCGACGUACGCUCCUAUCCUUCCUUGGCCAGAGGUAGAUACCAACUGCAUACACAGAUUACCGCGCACUGCAACGCGACUAAAAUUGCUAGCUUUGCACGCUGGUCUGUCGACGGACGAACAACUGGCUGUGUUCGAACCCGCAGAGCGCGGCAGUCGCAAGGUCAUCAUCUCCACGAACAUUGCCGAGGCGAGUGUUACCAUCGACGGCAUCAAAUUCGUAGUCGAUUCGGGCUUUGUCAAGAUUCGGACGUAUAACCCCACAACGUCACUCUCUUCGCUCGUCACCGUCCCCGUCUCACAAGCAUCCGCUACCCAACGCGCCGGCCGUGCAGGUCGCACCUCGUCCGGCAUAUGCUACCGCCUCUACCCCGAGCAUGCAUUCGACAAGCUGCCGCGCACGACUGCGCCAGAGAUCACCCGGACAGACUUGACGACGCCCAUCCUGCAACUCAAGUCUCUGGGGAUCGACGAUCUCAUGAAGUUUGAGUGGGUCUCCGCGCCACCAGCCGAGAGUGCCCUCCGCGCGCUCGAGGGGCUGCAUGCGGCGGGCAUGAUCGGCGAGGACGGGCGCCUGACCGUCACUGGUGAGAAGGUUGCCGAGUGCCCGGUAGAAGUCAACAUCGCGCGCAUGCUGUUCCAAUCGAAGGAGUACAAGUGUGGCGAGGAGAUCCUGACGAUUGCAGCUAUGACCACCGUGCAGGAUGUGUUCAUAAUUCCUGAUGGUGCAGCGGGAGCAUUAGCCGAGCUGGAACGCAGGAAGUUCACAGCAGAAGAGGGGGACCAUCUCACCCUGUUGAACGUUUCACCAGCGUAUAAUGCAUUCACUCGAUACGGACGCUCUUCGUCAUGGUGCAAAUCGCACGCGCUAUCCUUCCGCGCCAUGUCGCGCGCCGUGUCCAUCCGGGCCCAGCUGAAAAAGUACAUGCAGCGCUUCGGGCUCCCUCUGGAAAGCUGCGAGGGCGACGCGAAGAGAUUGCGCAAGUGCCUGGUCAGCGGAUACUGGCGGAACGGCGCGCGGUGGGUCGCCGACGGCACGUAUCGAUCCGUGCGAGGCAAUGCUACCUUACACGUACACCCCAACUCGGUUCUUUUCACCAGGAAACCUCGCUCGGGCUGGGUGAUCUUCCAUGAGAUGGAGGAAACCAAAAAGACACAAAUCCGCAUACUUACGGAGAUAGAGCCUGACUGGCUCCUGGAGCAUGGCCAUCAAUACUACGAUAAGCGCACCGGAGCCUCUGUAUCUACAUGA
Messenger RNA from Postia placenta MAD-698-R-SB12, 1875 nucleotides. RefSeq lists its product as hypothetical. Gene Ontology annotation, molecular function: RNA binding. The transcript has 15 exons. Gene Ontology annotation, cellular component: catalytic step 2 spliceosome; intracellular anatomical structure. Bases 1 to 1875 code for a protein of 624 amino acids. NCBI's taxonomy places the organism in Eukaryota, Fungi, Basidiomycota, Agaricomycetes, Polyporales, Adustoporiaceae. The record is from RefSeq and is a predicted model, not a curated record.